GUCAUAUGCGAUUUCGCACUACAAUCUUUAGGUGGCAAAGUCCUCGACACAAGCGCAUUGUAUACUCCCCAACACUUCAGACUGCUCCACUGCUCUCGAUUCACAAAUGACAAACGUGUCUGCAUUCAUGAAUUCACCGACCUCUCUACGAUAGCAUAUAGCGUCAUUUCCUACACAUGGCGCGGCCGGCCGAUGGAUCCCGACGAAGCCGCCCGAGAUCAGGACCGAAUCUUCCAUGUACAUGGCGCAGAGGAUGGAGACCCGAUCAGUCUAGAUGUCCUCCAUCACAUUUGUCUCGCGGCGAUCAGGGAAGGCCUCUCGUACAUUUGGUUGGACAGGCUGUGUAUCAUGCAGGAGAGCCGAGACGACAAGACGUGGCAGAUCGCGCGCAUGCACUCCAUUUACCGCGACUGUCAUGUAUGCCUCAUCCUCCCGGGAGGGUUGCGCCGGAUGAUCGGCUUGGAGGAGGAGACGGAUUAUAUCCAUCGUGGUUGGACCCUGCAAGAAUGCCUUGCACCGCCUCGAUCGCUCGUCCUAUACAAAUGG
Molecule: messenger RNA, 546 nt
Organism: Laetiporus sulphureus 93-53
Lineage: Eukaryota; Fungi; Basidiomycota; Agaricomycetes; Polyporales; Laetiporaceae
Exons: 1
Source: RefSeq, a predicted model, not a curated record